Molecule: messenger RNA, 2940 nt
Organism: Dermacentor andersoni
Lineage: Eukaryota; Metazoa; Arthropoda; Arachnida; Ixodida; Ixodidae
Source: RefSeq, a predicted model, not a curated record
AUGCCCUCCCCAUCGACCUUGACGAUAGAGGCAUCUCCCUCUUUUUCAGACGAAAGCAUCGAACCUGCUCCGGCGCUGACCUCCACUCCCCCCUCUCAGCAGGCAUACAACAAUGAGGCAGCACAUGAUAGGUGCUGCGAGCAGCGCGGCCACGCGGCCACCCCCUCUCCUGGUGCACCGCUGUCGCCGGCAGCCACCGAGAACGACGACGCCUCCCAGGAAAUUGACCCAAUUUCUCUUGCAGGCCCGAUAGAGGAUCACGGCGUGCUAGCCAAGCACGCCGAACAGCUGAGGCAGCUGCAACACGAGCCAAUAUCGGACGCUGGAUGGGAACAGUUCACCGGAAUCCUGGACGACGCCAUACAGGUAGUAAGCGAGACGGUAAAGCUUCCUGUAGCUUCCGCUAACAGGAAGCCGCGCCGCCCUCUGAAUCCUGAGAAUGCUCAGCAGAUUCAGACACUGUACCGACGCAAUCGCCGACGUGCAGUGAGGCUGAUCGUGGAGGGUGAGUCCCAACUCUGCCCGAUCCCUCUUGACGAGCUAAAGGAACACUUCAGCGAGGCUUGGGGGCCGCGUGAAGCCGACACCGCUCUGCUUCUGAGCAAGGUGAAGCGAAGCGACAUGGCUGAAGUCAGCCUUGCGCAGUUCACUGACGGCGAGGUAGUUUCCCGUCUUCGCAAGAGCGAGAACACCGCCCCCGGAAGUGACCGCCUCACCUACCAACACUGGCGCUCCACUGAUCCCGAAGCUCUUUUUCUCACCGCAGUGUUCAACGUGUGCCUGAAAUACCAGAGGGUACCUGCUGCCUGGAAGGAGUCACGGACUGUACUCAUCCACAAGAAGGGAGACCUCGGGAAUGCUGCGAACUGGCGCCCCAUUACCCUUGGGAGCACGAUUUCGAAACUGUACGCGGGCUGCUUGCCGGCUCGCUUACAGGAAUGGAUCGCCUCCCAAGAAGUGCUCUCCCGUUGUCAGAAGGGGUUCCUGCCGUAUGAUGGUGUGUACGAACACAACUUCGUACUGCAGGAGCGCCUGGACGCGGCGAGAGCUGGCCGUGGGGACCUGUGCGCGGCAUUCCUCGACUUCGCCAACGCGUUUGGAUCUGUUCCCCACAACGCCCUCAUUGAUGCACUGCAUGGCGCUGGUGCGGGUGAUAACUUCUGUGCUAUUAUUGCUGAUAUUUACAGAGACAACAGGACCAGCGUCAUCGCAGAAGCCGGGAUCAUCUCACCGAUAGAAACCUCUGCCGGCAUACGUCAGGGUUGCCCACUGAGCGGCCUCCUGUUCAACCUGGUGCUCGACCCAGUCGUGCGUGCGCUUCAGGGAGGCGACAGGCAGCACAAUGUGCUUGCCUACGCCGACGAUCUAACGCCACUAGCUGACGAGCCAGGUACACUACAGAGCCGCAUUAACGUAGUGGCAACCCUGUCGAGCCAGCUCGGGCUACGUCUGAACCCCGCGAAGUGCAAGUCACUGCACCUCUCCGGAAAGACACCCGUGGGGACAAGACCUACGACCUUCACGGUCUACGGCACCCCAAUCCCAUCAAUCAGUGACUUCGAGGCACACACCUUCCUCGGGCGACCAGUCGGGUUCUCGGUACUACCGGACCAGGCAACCGUGGACGAAGCCAUCAACGUGGGUCGCCGCCUGCUUACCUCGAUGCUCGCCCCGUGGCAGAGAUUGGACGCCGUUAAAACAUUUGUAUUUCCGGCGCUCAACUUUGCCAUGCGGUGUGGCUCCCUUGGCAAGGCAGAGUGGUCUCGCCUGGACACAACGCUUCGCCCACUCAUCAAGCGGACCCUCUACCUGCCUGCCAACGCUGCUAACGACUACCUAUACGGUAGCUCCGCAGCGGGUGCCAUUGGCAUUCCUGUGGCGGCAGAUAUCAGUGACAUCUGCAGAGUUGACAAUGCCUUCAAACUUCUCUCCUCUGCAGACACUGAGGUACAGGACCUGGCACUGACGGCACUGAUGGCUGUGACAUGCAGGAGAUUGAGACGCAUUCCGGAACCUGGGGACAUGCCCGCCUACCUGAGCGGCGAGACAGAGGGUGACUUCCGGGCCACGGCGACGCAGCUCCAGUCCGUGUGGACGGAGGCCCGCAAGGCUUCUCGGCGUCUUGGUGUCACCUGGGAAUUCGAACAAGACGGCCCCCGUAUCUCCAGGGGUGACAUAACACUUGGCCCGAGGAAGCGUACUAAGGUGGUGAAGACACUCCGGACGGCACUGGCAAACGCACGAGAUCACGAUCUCCACCAAAAACCCAGUCAGGGGAAAGUGAUGGAGUGCGUUGCCGCCGACCGGAGCAGUUCCCACUUUGUACGUACCGGCCAAUUCACGAGGUUUGCCGACUGGCGUUUCGUUUACCGGGCCCGACUCAACGUCGUUCCCCUGAACGCAGCGAGGCCAUGGGCUACGGCCGUGGACCAAAGGUGUAGGAUUUGUGGCGGUCAACCAGAGACCCUGCCACAUGUCCUGUGUCACUGCAUGACUCACAGUCAAGCAUACACCAACCGCCACAACCAGAUCGUGAACCGAGUGAAAGCCGCUGCCUCCGCCAAGUUCACUGUCACCCACGAGAAUCGACCAGUAGGUAAUACUAAUCUCCGUCCUGACCUUGUGCUUUGCAGGGGCGAGGAGGCGAUCAUCAUCGAUGUAACCUGCCCGUUCGAGAACCGGCCUGCAGCCCUGAACGCGGCCCGCCAGGGGAAGGAGGAGAAGUACCAGCCAGUCCGCGAGUACCUGCUGCGGAAAUUCCAGAAAGUGACCGUGGAGGCCAUCAUCGUCGGAGCACUUGGAUCGUGGGAUCCCCGAAACGACCGGAUCAUGCGCCGCUUCUGCAGCCGCAAAUACCUGCGGCUGUUCAAGAAACUCGCCGUGAGCGAGACAAUCGCUGCAUCACGAGACAUCUAUGCAGCGCACAUCGCAGCCAAGUGA